Messenger RNA from Symbiodinium natans, 1386 nucleotides. Lineage: Eukaryota; Dinophyceae; Suessiales; Symbiodiniaceae. The record is from the annotation of a GenBank genome assembly.
AUGCAAUGGCUUUUCCUGGUGCUGGCUCUGACCGGCACAGCUGCGGACUUCUACGAGCCCUGCACGCCUGACCAGGCCCUGCAGGCACUGAGCAAGGUUCAGGCGAUGGACCCCGUGUCCGAUGAAUUUGACAUGUUUUGUCAAGCCUGCAGCGACGCGCAGGUUUGCUGCGGCUGCUUCUCAGGAGUUCUGGGCCUGUUGAAGGGGGUGCGCCACGAGCUGGCAACUCUGAAAGUGCUGCGUCAAGUUGACGUGCAGAAGCUACGGAACAUGUCCGCGAGGUUGGGAAAAUACCAGGUGAAGCUGCGCCGUGGCCCCGAAACUCCUGGCCUUGCAACACUUGCAAGAGCUCGGGCAGCCUUGAGGAAAAAGUUUGCGGACGCCCAAAGCACCUAUCAAUUCACCAGCGGCGUGGCCCUGCGCCUGGCGGAUGAGCGAGACCUAGGCUUUCGGGGCGACAAAACUGCAUCCUUGAUGAGCGAGAUGUUCUGGUACUUCAAGGAGGAACAGACCAUGCCGGUUUACAACCUGCUUGUGCAAAACCACAACACGUGCUUGCCGGACAUCUUUGCCGGCAAGUGCGAGCAGCGCCAUUUUUCCAUCUUCGAGGAGUUUCCGUCGAUGCAAGGACCCGCAGAGGAUGGCUUCAUGCUGGACUUUCUUGGCAUAUCGAUGCCUAUCGAUGCUGAUUGUCAAAAGAAGCAGUUCAUGUUGCUGGCGCCCGGUCGAACGAUGCAGUGCCAAUACUAUCAGGCCGGAAUGACACUUCCUCGGGUCUGGCCGGUGCUGGACGAAGAGUAUCUGGAAUGGGCGGAUAGCCUCACAACUGCCGUGCAGGCAGCACAAGCUGGCCGGCCAUUCCGCAUGGCUGAGCUGGGCAGCGGGCCCUAUGGCAUUUGGGCCAUGCGUGCGGCAAAGGCCUUUGUCAAGCAUGCUGCGCCUGACCUCCCCUGUGAGCUCCUGCUUGUUGAACCUUUUGCCCUUGGGGAUGGGUCUCUUCUGCGCACCCACACAGCCAUGAACUUGCCGCCGAACCGGUGCAAGUUUGUGGUGCACACAGAGCCCGUCAACACGAAUGACCAAGUCAAAGCCUUACUUGGUUCUGGUGUUUGGGAUCUUGUUGAUGUUGAUGUUGAUGGUGCUGAGCAAACUAUGCUGCCAGGCUUGUUCGGCUGGCUGUCAACAAGAGUUCGACGCCUGCAUUUGUCAACGCACUCGCGGCAGAUUCACUGGGACUUCAUGGAAGGGCUGCAAAGAGAUGGCUGGGAGGUCCAGGCCCAUUAUCCCACACUGUCUUUGGUGGGACUUGAAGACAAGGGUUUGGGACGAUUUCUGAAUUGCGAUGGCCAUAUCAGUGCGCUGCCCCGCUUUUGGCAGUGGAGAUAA